Messenger RNA from Candida albicans SC5314, 663 nucleotides. Its product is annotated as polyamine acetyltransferase. The record is from RefSeq and is a predicted model, not a curated record. Gene Ontology annotation, molecular function: aralkylamine N-acetyltransferase activity. Gene Ontology annotation, cellular component: cytoplasm. Bases 1 to 663 code for a protein of 220 amino acids. NCBI's taxonomy places the organism in Eukaryota, Fungi, Ascomycota, Pichiomycetes, Serinales, Debaryomycetaceae. The transcript has a single exon.
AUGUCCGAUUUCCCACCAAACUUGUCUAUAAGACCACUCACUAUCCAAGACAUCGACCAGUGUGUCGAGUUAGAGGCUAAAGGUUUCCCACCCGAAGAAAGAUGUUCCCGUGAAAAGUUCAACUACCGCUUGACGGUGGCCCCUGAAUUGUGUGCUGGCUUGUUUGUCAGAGAGUACGACUACAAAUACAAUGCUAUCAACUUGCCUGAAGUCGCUGAAAAACUCCAGAAACAACACCAGGACGAAGACGACGACGACGACGAAUUGCCCUCCCACUCCUCUGUCCUCAAAGAAACUUUGAUUGGCCAUGUCAUUGCUACAAAAAUCGCCUCGACCAAAAUCACCGACGCUUCCAUGCAAUUGCCAUCGAAAGAAACCCCGGGUUCUGGCCACAUCGAAAGCUCCCGAAAUAUAGGUAUCCAUUCCGUAGUCAUCCACCCCGACUGGAGAGGCAAAAACUUGGGUGCAUUGUUAUUGCAUGACUAUAUCCAAAAAUUAUCCAACCAAGACGUAGGCGACCAGAUUGUGAUAAUCAACAAGGAAAAUUUGAUCCCGUUCUACGAAAAAAUCGGAUUCAACAACCUCGGCGAGAGUGAGUGUAAAUAUGCUGGAACUACAUGGUACGAUAUGGCAAUCGAUUUGGUCGCCACCGAUGAUCUCUAG